AUGGCGUCGCCAUCGCCGCCGCUACGCGUAGCCGCCUGUAGCUACUUCCGCCUCGAGAGCAAUCGCACCAGGGGGCUUAAUAUCCUGCGCUGCUUUCCGCACUGCUGUCCGGAGCAUAUUGACCGAAGCUACUGCGGAUCCUCACUGAGUGUGAAGAUUCGACUAGCGGAACGUCCGGUUGGAAGUGUCCCACUUCAGCCUCCACCCAGUGAGACGCUGGCAGUCUUUGCCCGCUUCGAAGCGGUCAAUGAUGUGAGUCUCCGACCUGGCGAGUGCGUCGAGCAUUCACUGAAAACUUAUGUGAUGGAGCGCGUCGACGUGGACAUGGACGACAAUUUUACGACCAUUUCAAGUCGAGAGGCCUACACGCAGUUGUACCGCGUGUUGCAUGUGGUCUCGUCGCCUGAUUUUAAAGACAUUUCGUUCCGACGAGCUCCUCUGGACCAACUACAAGCUGCACAAGCACACGCUGUUGUGCAGUUGGCUACACAACAGAGUCUGCAACAAGUGAAGGGAGAACCACUAGGACUUCAAACUGGAAGUGCGUCUCCCAGCACUCAACGUGCAAUGGGCGUGUCGAAACAGAUACUUCCUCAAAGUGUCUACUCACCGGCGCAUAACGCGAGCGUCAUGCCAAUCGCUCACGCACGUGACGUCUCACUAGGGGGUGGGAGGAUUUCUACUCGCCCAGGUGGGUCUCAUAAAGAGAAUCUUCUAAAUGAAGCCAAACGUCAACGUCGACAUACUCCGCCAAGGUCAAGCGACCAGGGAAUGAUCCACCCUCUGCAAGAUAAAUUAAUCUGGGAGCACGUCAAUGCACCCGCCGUAGCGGUAUCCAAGAAUGUGGCUCUACUUCUCGCGUUCGUCCGCUGGGUACCUGUCAGACUUUAUGCGCCGCUAGUGGACGAAGUGGUGAACUCGAUCAAACUCAAACUGCUUGACACGUCCAGGUCGACCCCAAACAAAGACAAUCUGGACUUCUUCUCACGGUUAAUACUCCAGCAUGCCCACGUAGAGGAGAGUGUACGAGCUGCUGGCAGUGGUCCACUCCCACUGGAGCUGGAGACUCUCCUUCGAGUAGCUAUUCAGACGGUGCUGUGGUUGCUCUCUCAUGAAACGCUUGGCUGGUUUCGAGAGUUUUUCCGCCUGAACGCCGCUCUGACAUUGGACAAGAAGGCGAUCCGGUCGUUUUUUAUUCAGUUUUUACUUGAACUAGAGGAGCAUUUGAACGCAGAGGUGUUUGCAGCCUCCACCCUGCACAGCUUGACCAACAUGGCAGAGCAGGUGAUUGCAGCGGUGUAUUCGCAUGAAUGUUUCCACAGUCGUCGGCCUCUAGUGCGGCAAAUCUUAAGUGGCCAAAGCUUCGCUGGGUGGAACAUGUUCGUCGCUCAGAUGCGAGAUAUUUACAUUGGUACUAUAAGCUCACCACAGUAUCUCGAUCGUAAGGCCACUUUCAAGACGGCGUUCCCUCUUCACAAUGCUGUCGAGCGCAACUGGAAUGGAGAAUGGCUCUUGGACACGGAUGACGUGCAGUGGGAUAUCAACGAAGCUAGCUCCUCUUUCGGUCGCAAGAUGGAUGCUGACCCCAGAGUGCCCAACGUGUCACUCUUUUCGAUGGUCGAGAUGAUGACGCAGAUUGUACGAGUUGAGGUAGCUCUUGACGUCCAAGGGAGGUCAUUUCGAGUACGAACACCGCAAAGUAUGGCUGGUUGUCUUGACUGUAUGAGUCUGGUACUAGAUGGCAAGGAACGCGUGUUUCGGAUGCUUCCGAAUGGGAUGUCGACAGGUGCCGGAUUGGGCUCUUACGGAGAUUACUUUGGUACAAUGCGCGUCGAGGCACUAGGUCAACUAAUUCUCUUCCUCGAGAUGUUCAACUGGUCGCUAGAAGAAGGAUCUUCCUCCUACCGUGUACGUUCUUGUAUCGAGCUUCAGCGAAAUGGUCAACUUUCUGUCAGAGGCGAUAUCCUGGUGACUACAAGGUCGAGUACCUUCACAGCAGAAGAAAUCCCGUACGUGGGAGAAAUGAGUCUGCGUGUCAAGCGUAAAUCAGUCGAAAAGGCUAGUGCGAGAAGGGUUCCUGCCGCUGGUGCACCAAGGGAUGCUCUUAGUAUUCCCUAG
Molecule: messenger RNA, 2118 nt
Organism: Phytophthora infestans T30-4
Lineage: Eukaryota; Oomycota; Peronosporomycetes; Peronosporales; Peronosporaceae
Exons: 3
Coding region: 1-2118 (705 amino acids)
Source: RefSeq, a predicted model, not a curated record